Messenger RNA from Hyla sarda, 2787 nucleotides. It is a transcript of the gene TRIM13, whose product is annotated as tripartite motif containing 13. Gene Ontology annotation, biological process: positive regulation of canonical NF-kappaB signal transduction; innate immune response; positive regulation of macroautophagy. The transcript is spliced from 2 exons. Lineage: Eukaryota; Metazoa; Chordata; Amphibia; Anura; Hylidae. Gene Ontology annotation, molecular function: zinc ion binding. Bases 322 to 1539 code for a protein of 405 amino acids. The record is from RefSeq and is a predicted model, not a curated record.
GAGGAGCUGUCACAUACACAUUACACGACACCAGGGAUGCGGCUCCUGUAGUGAUUGUCCUGUCACAUGGCACUGACGCCAUGACAGCGGGCGGACAGGGAGGAGGCACCGGGCGUUACGCUAAGAGGCUGGCACACCCGGAGGAGCGGCGGCAGCUUCAGCAGCAGCGGGUCUGGAGGAGGAGGAGGCUGCCGGGCGUCAGGGAGGGGUGACCCGACACACCCGCUUCUCUCUUCUACAGCAUACGGAAUCAGCCUGCCAUGCCUGGUGGCCGCGGAGCCCGGGGCUUGUGCUCACAGCCGCUAUAGGGUAAGAGAUGUGAUGGAGGUACUGGAAGAAGAGCUGACAUGCCCCGUCUGCUGUAGCCUUUAUGAGGAUCCUCGGGUUUUACCUUGUGCACAUAAUUUCUGUAAAAAAUGCCUGGAAGGAGUGCUUGAGGGAAAUUCCAGACCGAUAUGGAGACCGUCUUUUAAAUGUCCAACUUGCCGUAAAGAAAUCUCCACAAUGGGUGUGAACAGUCCUCAAGUGAAUUAUUUAUUGAAAGGAAUUGUGGAAAAAUACAAUAAGAUGAAGGCGACUCCAAAGACCCUGGUGUGCAAGGUGCAUGAUAGUCAGCCCCUCAACAUCUUCUGCUCUACAGACCUGAAGCUGAUCUGUGGGUUUUGUGCCACCAAUGGCAAACACAAGGAUCAUGUCUUCUCCUCCAUCGAUGAGGCCUACAAAAAGGAGAAAAGUUCAUUUGACUUCAUUUUUCAGAGUUUUGAGGAAAUUCAGUGCAAAGAUGUGACUGCUCUUCUGGAGACCUUGGAGACCAACAAGAGGAACACCCUCGACUUGCUAACCUCAGACUCGGACAGAGUAAAUUAUUAUUUUAAAAAACUGCAGGGAUUACUAGAACAGAAGAAGAAUGAAAUCCUUUCUGACUUUGAGACCAUGAGGCUUGAGGUCCUGCAGGCUUAUGACCCGGAAAUCAAUAGGCUGAAUACCAUUAUCAAUGAGCAGAAGAGGGCUUGUGUCACUGCCAAAAAUGUUAAGGAGGUCUCUGACCCAAUUUUAUUCCUCCAGCAGAUAGAGGAGUUCAGAGAAAAAGUUGACAUUCUCAAGGCUCCUUUUCCUUCAGCCUCUGAUGUGACUGUCUUGUCUUAUAUGAAAAAUUUUGAUACCCAUAUGUGGGAUAAUAUAAAACUAGGAGACGUGGAUAAACUGUGUUUGCCGCAGGAAGCGCCCGCAAAGCAGCAGAAACGACAACCAAAAUUCUCAUUCUCUUAUCGGGCAGUAGUUGCGGUCUGUCUCCUCCUUGUUGGCUUAUCGGCGGCAUUUCUUUUAGGGCCUCCGACCAAUUUCUUGGAGGAAUGUUAUUACUUUACGCGCCAGAUUUAUUUCUACUCAUCAGACAUUGCCCUAAAAAUAAAAGAAGAAGCUGCCGUUUACUGGGAACGAUUUAAAGAACAUUUAUUUCUUCUUUUAAAAGUGUUAAAAUAUUACACCAUGAUUUUUCUGGAGCUUGUGGCAAAUUUUGUCUGCAAAUAUAAACUGUAACAUUCAUUGAACUUAUUUAUCGCUGUCAUGUGUAUGUUCACAUUCUGCGUCUUCCUUUAAUAUAAACGUAGUACAAGGCUCUAAAGCUUUGGUAUGUCUGGUGAACCUUAGAUAACAUUAAGGGUAGGGUCACACUUAACGGAUCCACAGCGUAUUUAACGCUGCAGAUCCGCCAGUGACCUGACCCAUUUUGUGCCUCCAACUGUUGCCACCCCGUUCCCCCGCCUCGCUUCACCCCUGACCUGCUCGCAGCGGCAAUCCGUCACUACGAGCAGCCACACAGGGCCUGCGAGUCGGCGAGUGCACUCUGACAUGUACACUGCACAUGGCCUGAACUCAGACAUCGUGGAGUAGCUGUGAUGUCUGAGUACACUGCACCGCGAUGUCAGAGUGCACUCGCCGACUCCUAGGCCCCCUGUGUGGUAUCGCCUGAUUGCCACUGCGAGCAGGCCAGGAGCGAGGCGAGGGAAGGGUGGUGGCAACCGCUGGAGGAACAAAAGGGGUUAGUCACCGGCAGAUCUGCAGCGUAAAAUACGCUGCGGAUCCAUUAUAUGUGACCCUACCCUAAAGGAGUUUUCCCUCAGGAGACUUAUGGGAUGUUAUGGGAUAAAGUUUAUUGCUACGAGGGUGUUGAAGUUUAUGGGAACCAAAGAAAAAGACAAAUAAGCAGUCCAUCUUUUUAGAAUCAUAUAAUGUUCUGCACAAUGUGUGGAUUGUUAUCUUUAUGUAACCAACCUUGGUGACCUUCCAAAUUAAAUCUGUGUAUCCUAGUAAAAGUGAAUGUUCAAGAAUAUUCUUUAGGAGCUGUACGCCCAUCAGGCUUCUUAGAUACUUUGGCAGCUUGCUUUCCUGCCUAUAGUAAACUGGUCUGUCAUUUGACCUCAUGUUAGCUGCAGAAUAAUGUUGAAUGGGAUUGGUCACUGAGACCUUUGAUCCCUCAUGUGGUCUGUAUAAUAAACCAUAUUCUCCCAUUGAUACAUUCAUACCUUCAUGCAUACGUUUAUACAUGAAAGUAUGUAUGCAUCUUUAGGGAUUCAUUAUGGGUAUGUGCAUAAUGGCUAAGGAUCCUUUUUGAGACAGGCAAACCUCUUGGGCUUUAUACACAUGCCUAGGCCUCUGUACUAUGGGGCCAUAGGCCUCAGUGUGUCAUUGCUUUGUACAGCACUGUAUUACAGGCUUAUUCUAACCUGAACCAAGGUUUCUAGAGGAGAGUAGUAGUAGUUGUAGCAGUAAUAUAGUGUCCAAUAG